UUUGUUUUUUUAGUCCCUCACCUACGAUCGUGUGAUUUUCGGUUUGUAUGUAAGAAACUGGGUUUUUGGGUUUUCUAAAUCAUCGUUUAAGGUUUGAUUGAAACUAUGAAGAAAGCUGAGUUUCUAUGCUUCUUCUCUGCUUCAUAGGAGCGUCGUUUCUAGUGGAUUUCUAUCAGGCAACAGAUGGUGGCACAAUUGUUUUGGAUUGGUUAAUGCAUUAUGAUGUUGUGGAAGACAUAUCACAGGUGGUCAAUGGCUCAAAUCCUGGAACUGAUAGAACUCCAAUUGCUAUUGUGGUGCUAGGGCUCACUAGUGAUUCUUCUGCUGCUGUUAGCAAAGGAAGGAUGGAAUGUUGUUGUGCAAAACCAUCGUGGACUUGGAGGGAUAUCUUUAACCGUGAGUUUCCUUGUAUUGAUAUUGAGUUCUAGGUUUUGUUUUAUUUGUCUAGAUGAUAUUUUGGAUCACAGGUGCGUGGCUGUACUGAUUUUAUAUAUUAAUUAAUGACUUGCUAGAAGAAUAUGAUCAAUCUUGCUAUCAAGUUCACCAUUACAUGUUCUGGAUUAAGCAUGACAAUAUCUUUGAUCUUAUUAAAGGGAUUUAUUGGCUUUGCAAUCUUAUUUCCUUUUCAUAAGCAUAUCAUUUUUGAGGUUGAUUUUAUUGAAUAUGCAUGUGGUUUGGGUAAAUUAUGAAUCAUUGACUGACUCUUUAAAUC
Camelina sativa (false flax) is the source of this 712-nucleotide messenger RNA. Lineage: Eukaryota; Viridiplantae; Streptophyta; Magnoliopsida; Brassicales; Brassicaceae. The record is from RefSeq and is a predicted model, not a curated record.